Molecule: messenger RNA, 2399 nt
Organism: Diachasmimorpha longicaudata
Lineage: Eukaryota; Metazoa; Arthropoda; Insecta; Hymenoptera; Braconidae
Product: peptide transporter family 1-like
Exons: 9
Coding region: 106-2250 (714 amino acids)
Biological process (GO): dipeptide import across plasma membrane
Cellular component (GO): plasma membrane
Molecular function (GO): dipeptide transmembrane transporter activity
Source: RefSeq, a predicted model, not a curated record
CCGAUAGUACCACGAGUAUAUAAGUAGUUGACAGUUGGAAUAUACUGGCAGUAUCAUCUUGGCUAUUACACUAGAUUUUUUCUGUGAAAACUUCCAGGAUUUGCAAUGAGCUUAAAGGCAGAAUCACCGGAAGUUAAAAAGAAAGCUGAAUAUCCGAAGGUAAUCUUCAUCAUUAUCAUGAACCAGUUUUGUGAAAAAUUUGCAUACUAUGGUAUGCGAGCAAUUUUGGCUCUGUACAUCAGAAACAAAUUGGGCUUCAGCGAUGAUACAUCUACGAUUAUUUUUCACACGUUUACAAUGACUGUGUUCACUUUUCCAUUGUUUGGUGCAUUAGUCGCCGAUUCAAUUCUUGGAAAAUUUCGGACUAUUUUUUACUUCAGUAUUAUCUAUGCUGUCGGUCAUCUACUUCUGUCCGUCAGUGCUGUUCCACCAUCAGGAUUACUAACGAGGGUAUUUUCGAUGACUGGAUUGUUUUUCAUGGCAUUGGGGGCGGGUGGAAUGAAACCAUGUACUGCUGCACUUGGUGGAGAUCAAUUUGUUCUUCCUGAACAACAGACAUAUCUCGCUACGUUCUUUUCGAUUUUCUACUUCUCGAUAAAUGCUGGUUUCCUUGUUUCUUCAUGUCUAACUCCAGAACUCCGGAGUAGUAUUGAAUGUUUUGGAGAUCAGGACUGUUACUUCGUUGCCUUCUUCGUUCCAAUGGUCUUCAUGUUGAUAGGAACAGUUGUAUUUGUUAUGGCCAAGCGGUUGUACAGAACAAAAAAACAAGAACGAACUGUCAUUCUGAGUGUCAUCAAAUGUAUUUCGCAUGCAAUCAGAAAAAAAAUCAACUCCCCAGCGACUAUGAAGCACGAACAUUGGCUUGAUUAUGCAGGCGAUGAAUACGAUUCAAGCUUAAUUAGUGACAUAAAAGAAACUCUGCGAGUGUUGAAAAUAUUUAUUCCUCUGCCACUUUUCUGGGCUCUCAACGAUCAACAAAGUUCACGAUGGACAUUCCAAGCUUCCAGAAUGGAUGGGCAAAUUGGAAAUUUCCAGCUGAAAUCAGAUCACAUGCAAGUCAUCAAUCCACUCCUGAUUAUCAUCAUCAUUCCAAUAUUUGAAUUAAGCUUUUAUCCCCUACUGGCAAAGUUCAAAUGUCUUGAUACACAAUUGAAGAAAUUAACAAUUGGUGGAAUGAUGGCUGCUGUUGCAUUUUUAUUUUCUUCUCUCGUAGAAUUAAAGCUGGAGACGACUUAUCCAGUUCUACCAACAAAUGGCUUGGCACAAGUGCGAAUUUUCAAUCCGAGAGAUUGUCAUUUACCGGUUGUAAUCAACAAUAAGUCUCUCGUGAUGGAGCCUUUCGGCCUCUGGGGAGACAAUUCUAUAGUUGUUAAAGGUAAUCAAUCAAUACCUUAUAUUGCUGAUUUUUCCCAAUGUGGGGGAGAAAAUAAAUCAGAAGGAUCCAUCACGAUUUUCGAGGCACAGGCGACCUCAUAUAUCCUGGAGUCAUCAACUCCUUACGCCUACAGGGAUUACGUCAACAAGACCAACAGUGGAAACCCCGCCAUCCGGGUGCUCAGCUACAAUGUCCACAGCUCCAAUGCCACCACAACAGUUGAAUUAUCAGGAGUGAACAGUGUUUUCGAGACAAAUCGAACGACAAUGGAUACAUCCCAAAUAACGCCAGUGAGUGUAUUGAAGCCCCAAACAUAUCAAGUCAGAGUUAAUGGACAAUUUGUAGACUCGAUAGACCUCAAACUCGGUGGGGUUUACACUUUGCAAACGUAUGUAACUGAUAAUGACACGAGGAUUGUUCUUACAACAGUUACUCCACCAAAUUCUGUUCACAUUGUGUGGCUUCUUCCUCAGUAUAUCGUUAUUACGAUUGCUGAAGUCAUGUUCGCUGUCGCAGGUUUGCAAUUUGCAUUCAGUGAAGCACCAUCGACGAUGAAGUCUAUCCUCGUAGCCGCUUGGUUGCUGACUUCAGCCGUUGGUAGUCUUAUUGUUGUUAUCAUCACAGGAGCAAAAAUAUUCGAACGACAGGCGUUCGAGUUUCUUCUCUUCGCGGGAUUGAUGUGUGCCGGCAUGUUGAUGUUAGCAAUAAUGGCAAAGUCCUAUCAGUAUAAAAAUUUCAGCAAUGAGCCUCAAACCAUCGUAUCCAAAGAUCCUAACGUGCCCACAGAAGAAGCAUGUAGUCAUGAAGAAACAAUUCCAGCUAGUGAUACUGUGGAAUUUAUUGCAAGAAAAUAUGAACUCGAUCCCUCAGAAUAGGACAUCGCCCAGGAAUAUUUUGCGAUAAUGGUCACCCCAAAAAUUAUUUUUCUUUUCCCGUUGGUGAAAUGUUUCUUUCAUACACAUUGUGACGAAAAAUAGUAGUCGAUACUCUCGGGAAAAGUCUUUAUAGACUCGUCGGGAGUCGU